Molecule: messenger RNA, 1485 nt
Organism: Microplitis mediator
Lineage: Eukaryota; Metazoa; Arthropoda; Insecta; Hymenoptera; Braconidae
Exons: 1
Coding region: 1-1485 (494 amino acids)
Source: RefSeq, a predicted model, not a curated record
AUGGCUACAGUGGCUAAUAAAAUUGUGCUUCAGAUGCACCGCAUCUCAGUUUUCACCUCUGUUUCUGCAUCCGCUGAAGCCGGUAUAGUAGAAACGCUCUCAUUGCGUGCAGCCAACUCAAAGUUGGACCUUCUCACUCAACACUGGAGUAAAUUUGCAGAAGACCAUGAGAAAUUACUAUCAUCAAAGACCGACGUGACCGUCGAGCACAAAUAUUUCACGGACGGUUCAUUCGAGAAGGCUCUCAAACUAUUUCAAGGAGCUCAAGACGCUCUUCUACAUCGCAUCCACGAGUUGGAAUCAGCACUACUGUCUCACGGUAGUGCUCUGGCCAACUCGAGUUUCAUCGUACCAGCUGGAAGUAGGCUUGAUGUCCCUACUAUCCCUGUGCCCAAGUUCUCAGGCAAAUAUCAAGAGUGGAAACACUUCCACGACGUGUUUGUCUCGAUCAUCGGAGAAAAUACAUCUCUCACAUCUGUUGAGAAGAUGUACCACCUCAAGUCGGCAUUGGAGGGUGAUGCCGCCCGUCUCAUCGCAAACAUUAGAGUCACUGGGGACUCGCUUGCAUCUGCUUGGGACGCUGUUGUCCAACAAUAUGACAACAAGUGUCUUCUCAUCUCAGCGCAGCUGGACAAGCUGUUUAGUAUCCGACCUGCUGACAGCAACUCUGCAAAGCAGUUAAAAGCAAUCAUCAACACUGCCAACGAGGUAGUUCAAGCACUCAAGGCUCUGGGAUCGCCAACCGAGCACUGGGACCAGAUUCUGGUCCAUCUCAUCGUCCAAAAACUGGACAUCUCAUUACGUGAGGCCUGGGAAGUUCAUUUGGGCACAUCCACGGAAUUUCCAAGUUACGAGGACCUGCGCAUAUUCCUCACCGGUCGCGCCAGAGCUCGUGAAGCCAUGGAGUGUGGUGUUUCACCACGCAAACCAGCUAAUGAUUCACGCAGCCACCUGGGAACCAAAUCUUGUACCUCAUCAGCUCAAGUACACGUGGCAACAGCGCCCCCGUCUCAGCAAUCUCAGUCAGGGCAGUCUCAGUCUCAUCAAGCAUCAACGCAGUCUCAUCCACCACCAAGAAAUCCGCCAUCUCAUCCGCCUAGAUCUCAAUCGAACACGUCUCAGUUUCAUCCAGCUCUUCCAAAAAGCACGCUCUCAUUCAAAUCAGACUACUGUCAUUGCUGUGAGGGCAAUCAUUUCAUCGUCGGAUGCCCGAGAUUCCAGGCAAUGUCUCCGGAUGAAAGGUUCCAGUUAGCAGCACAUUCUCAUCUCUGUCGAAACUGUCUUGGCGACCACAGUUUCGAAAACUGUCAAUCUAAGGGCUGUCGCCGUUGCAAAGAGUGCGACGAGCCUCACCACUCAAUGCUGCACUACUCUCGUCUCAUGAGGCUUACCAAGAAGCCACCUGCAGCAGCUGCUGAAACGCAGCAAGUCUCAUCACCACCUGCAUCUCAUCCCGAAGCUCAGCAGCAAACAUCUCAGCAAUAA